Molecule: messenger RNA, 2220 nt
Organism: Letharia columbiana
Lineage: Eukaryota; Fungi; Ascomycota; Lecanoromycetes; Lecanorales; Parmeliaceae
Exons: 3
Coding region: 1-2220 (739 amino acids)
Biological process (GO): positive regulation of transcription elongation by RNA polymerase II; transcription initiation at RNA polymerase II promoter
Cellular component (GO): transcription factor TFIIF complex; nucleus
Molecular function (GO): DNA binding; RNA polymerase II general transcription initiation factor activity; TFIIF-class transcription factor complex binding
Source: RefSeq, a predicted model, not a curated record
AUGAGUGCCUCACCAGCCGAGCGUACGCCUGGACGUACACCAGGGCAAACACCUAACGGUGUGCUGGGGCCGAUAAAACGUAGGCCGCAGGCAGACCCCAUGGUGCGACCUAAGGCCAGACAGAAGCCGCGUCCACAGCAGUCUGCCAACUCAUACCCUCCUUCCAAUUUGCAAGCAAACGGUAUUAGAGCCCCCGGUCCUGGACAGACACAAGCGAUGGCCCAGCAUCCUGGACGGCCAAUCCCGGCACUCUCCCGUCCGCCACCUGCGCCUAUGAACUACUCAGAAAAUGCUAGCAGCGGUUUCUCAUCUGCCCCAAGCGGAGAAUACCACGAUUUUCCUUUAGUCAUGACAAAGCGAGCUCUGAUGGAAGGCUUUAGGAACCAUGUCGCACGGUUCUCUAGCAAGAGGGAUGUUGAUCCUCGAAAUACCAAUGAGUUUGAACGUCCUGUCAGACUGCAUCGGAGGGAUCCCCGAGCACCCCCAGCGGGCGGAGGGGGUGUCAAGGGCGAGGAUCAGGCAGUCGGCGGCACGGAAGGCGUGGAUGACAAGGAAAAAGAGAGACAAGACAUCUUGAGGGCUGAGAGAGAAGCCCAGCGAGCGGCAGAUAUGGCUCUAGUGGCGCCGGCUGUCAAUACGGGGGGUGGAAAGAAGCUCAGCAAUUUCCAGAAAAAGACAGAGCAGGUCUACCGAAAUGACAAGACAGAGGCACAGAAGAAGCAGUCGCAGUUGCGUUACGAAGAAGCUCUACCAUGGCAUCUGGAGGAUUUUGACAACAAGAGCACAUGGGUGGGAAGUUACGAAGCCGCCUUGUCUGACACCUACGCCAUGAUGCACAAGGGGUCUGAUGGUAUUUUUCGAGUGGCGCCUCUGCAAAAAUGGUACAAAUUCACCCAGAAAAAUCAAUUCAAGACGUUGACAAUAGAUGAGGCGGAAACCCGCUUUAACAAGAAAGUCAAGGAGCCGCGGUGGUUUAUGGACUCGGAGCAGGCAAGACUACAGAGGCAGACUGAGCUAGAAAACAAGAAAGCCGGCAGCAAACUGUUUUUGGGCAAACGGGAGAAGGGCGGUGGAGGCAGCGGAUCAGCCGUCCCCAAAGUCAAGCAGGAGAACGCCGACGCCGACGACCUCGACUUCAUAGAAGAUCGGUUCGCAGACGACGAGGAGCACAUGGUUUUUGAAGAGGACGACGACACGAAGGAAGCCGAAGAAAGGAUCAAACGAGAUCAACUGCAGGCGAAUGUCUUUGACCUGAAGGAGGAGAAAGAGUACGAAAAGCAGGAGUUAUUGGAGAAAAAGGAAAAGGAAGCUCAGAAGAAGCUUGGGAAAAGUGUCAAGAAGGCUCUCAAGAGGCGUGAAAAGAACUAUGUCUACGAUUCUGAUUCAUCGGGCAACCCUUAUACAUCUCAGAGUGAGUCCGACGACACAGAAACUGAGCGCCGGAAGGAAGAGGAGCUUAAGAAAGAAGAAGAGCGCAAGAAAGCCGAAAACAGAAACACUCCAGAUAGGGACAAGAAAAAAUCCAAGUCUUCUGGCGCCUCUGGUACCAACACUCCAUCCGGCCGCCCCUCGAAGCACGCCGACCCUCUCAAACACUCAACCUCGGCCAACAAUCUCAAGAAGCGAGCCGGAUCGCCCCUCAAUUCAGAAGCAAGCGGCAACGAGUCCACCCGCAAGAAGCAAAAGAAGAAGCACCCUCUUACCACCGCCCAACUCUCGGCAUCCUCAACCCUUCAAGCACCCUCCCGCCCAGGAUCCCCACCCAUACUCACCGGCAAGGACCCCAAAAUCCCCGCCAAACGCCGUCACGGAUCAGGUAGCGACACGGAAGGUAACGCUGGCUCUGGCGGCGACAUGAGCGAUGGCACCCGCAAGAAAAAACUCAAGUUGACUAUGUCGAGCAAGAACGUGUCACCGCAGGGAAGCAGAGCUGGAAGUCCAGAUCUAAUCAAUGGUGCAAAGCCCGCUCAAGGCACAAGUCGUGCUGGAAGUCCUGGUCCCUCACCUCCACCACCUGCCGAAACGCAAAUGGCCCCCUUCCCAACCGGCGAAGAAGUCCGUUCCAAGAUCCCGCCCACGGGCAUCACAGUCGGCGAACUGCUCGCCUGUUUCAAAGGAGCUGUCGCGACGGCGGAGCAGAAAACACGGUUCACGGCGUUGAUGAGACAGUAUUCGAGAUUCGAUAAAACGACUAGGAAAUUGAUGCCUGUGGAUCCGUGA